CUUUGUUCGAGGUUUACCCCAGCUGGAGAAAUUGUACCGCGACAAUGUAUUACAGAAUGCACUCCCUCAGAACAUGGGUGAGGGGGUGGCCCAAGUUCACCCUCAUAGAUGACCUCGGGAACUUAUCCUGACCUCCCCAUUGCUGUUGGAGCGUUACCGGUCGGUACUUCAUUACUUAUGAACAACUUCGUUCCCGAUUUCGAGCCCUUUGCCAUCUUAUUUGGGGUUUGUAUAUAGAAAAGCAAUCACUCUCCUUUACCAAUCCGGUCGUCAUUUGUGGUCGAGAAAUAUGGAAUACGACACUUCCACGCUUCGAGAUGACCCGAUCAAGUCGGGCCAGAUUGAAAAGAACAACAAUAGCCCACUCAGGGGCCAUCUGCGAGCGAAAUCCGAUCGGGUCGAUGUCUCGAUACUCAAAGAGCCAAUCACUUUCGCCUUCUCCGGUCGGACAGCAAAGAAUCGAUUUCUGAAAGCGCCAAUGACCGAGAGAUUGUGUCAUUGGAACAAAGAAGGAGAAGAUAUUUCUGCCCGUGGAGUUCCGAGCCCGGAAUACCUCAAUCUGUACCGACGAUGGGGAGAAGGUGAGAUAGGCAUCAUCGUGAGCGGUAACACGAUGGUGCGCUAUGACGCCGUCGAGGCCUACGGUAAUCCCAUCUUGGUCGACGAUCACGAUGGCCGAGUUGCCAAGUACAAGGAGGUGACCGACGCCGCGAAGGCGCAUGGGUCUCUGAUUGUCGCUCAACUAUCCCACCCCGGGAGGCAAGGGAACAAGUAUCUCAACCCGAACCCCGUCAGCGCCAGCGAUGUUCAUCUGGCCAUCCAGUGGGCGGGUAACGAGUUCAACAAGCCCAGACCCAUGACCAUUCCUGAAAUCAAGGAGAUGGUCAAGUCUUGGGGCGAAACGGCGUAUUUGUGCCACAAAGCCGGCUUUGACGGAGUCCAAGUGCACUGUGCCCAUGGGUAUCUGCUCGCUCAAUUUCUCAGCCCGACGACGAACCAUCGAACAGACGAGUACGGCGGGGACCUGGUCAAUCGGUCUCGGAUCGUGUUCGAGAUCAUCGAGGAGAUACACCGCCGCGUCCCUGAUCCGUCGUUCAUCAUCUGCGUCAAGCUCAACUCGGUCGAGUUUCAGGACAAGGGCACGACCCCGGAAAACGCACGAGACCUGUGCCUCAAGCUCGAAGAGGCGAGGGUCGACUUUGUCGACUUGUCGGGCGGCACGUUUGAGGCGAGAGCCUUCGAGCACAAGAAACAAAGCACCAUUGCACGCGAGGCUUACUUUAUCGAGUUUGCGGAGAUGAUCGGGCCGCUGCUGAAGAAGACAAAGGUCUUCGUCACAGGCGGGUUCAGGUCAGCAUCAGGAAUGGUCAAGGCGGUCGCCGGGGGCGCGUGCGACGGGGUGGGCAUUGGACGACCUUUGGCUGCAGAGCCGUAUCUCGUCAAGGAGCUGCUAGAGGGCAAGACGACCGGCGCAUUGGAGAAUUUCGUACCUUUGCCGCUGAACACGCAGUCGAGUGGAACACAGCUGCAUCAGAUCGGCUGCGGAGAUCCGAUCAUCAGUGAUUGGAGUGUCGAGAGCGAGGUCAAGAGAUGGAUCGAAGCGAACGAGAAGGAAACCGCACGGAAACUGAGUAUCUUGCCCAAAGUCGACAGUUCGGGAUAUCCACCGCUCAAGGCUGAAGCUGGGUUUGCCUACCUGCAAGCAUAGACUGGGCGCUUCGCCAAAAGACAUUCGUAGACACGAGAGAGCGCUGUGUGCGCGCAUAAACAACGAAUGCAGUACGAAUCA
Molecule: messenger RNA, 1789 nt
Organism: Exophiala oligosperma
Lineage: Eukaryota; Fungi; Ascomycota; Eurotiomycetes; Chaetothyriales; Herpotrichiellaceae
Exons: 5
Coding region: 290-1708 (472 amino acids)
Molecular function (GO): FMN binding; oxidoreductase activity
Source: RefSeq, a predicted model, not a curated record